Messenger RNA from Talpa occidentalis (Iberian mole), 318 nucleotides. RefSeq names its product prokineticin 1 (gene PROK1). The transcript has 3 exons. The record is from RefSeq and is a predicted model, not a curated record. NCBI's taxonomy places the organism in Eukaryota, Metazoa, Chordata, Mammalia, Eulipotyphla, Talpidae. Bases 1 to 318 code for a protein of 105 amino acids.
AUGCGCGGGGCCGUGCGUGUCUCGGUGGUGCUGCUCCUGGUGACGGUGUCGGACGGUGCGGUGAUCACGGGGGCCUGUGAGCGGGAUGUCCAGUGCGGGGCAGGCACCUGCUGUGCCAUCAGCCUGUGGCUGCGUGGGCUGCGGAUGUGCACCCCGCUCGGGCAGGAGGGAGAGGAGUGCCACCCUGUCAGUCACAAGGUCCCCUUCUUCAGAAAACGCCAGCACCACACCUGCCCCUGCCUACCCAACCUGCUGUGCACCAGGUACCCGGAUGGCCGGUACCGGUGCUCCACAGACUUGAAGAACAUCAACUUUUAA